AUGGGGUAUCUUCUGCAGUUGUCGCUUGUCUUUGUUGAUAUUUACCCAUCACAUUCAUUAUCUUUCUAUUUUCUCGACCUCCUUUUGUACUUUGUUCAAUAUCUUCUUCGAAAUCAGCCAGAACCCCUGUUCACCUGCAAGGAGAGUAAAGAGUGCGAAAACACUCAGCGGGGUGGCGAAGAGGUGGGGAACGUGGGCGGAAGGGGAAUUAACUCGUUACGUGCCUGGUUGUGUAUGGAUGCUGAUCUUAACGGUUUGCGGAAACGCCUAGUUGAGGCACAUGAACGCGUUGGUAGGAUGACUUUCCUGAUGCUGCGCGCUGUGUUACAACACAUCGCACAGCGUCGUCCUCGGGCAGCAGUUUCUAGUGUCAACGGCCUCAACACCUCUGCGGAGUUGUCUCGCGUUAAAUCCUCCGCAACGCGUGACAAUAACAGUAGAGGACAUACUGCAGAGCCUGCUACCAAGAGAGGCCGUGCAGUCGCAGUUGACCAAGCGAAACUGAGUCGAGACUUCUACCGUGCGGCACUGGAGGCGGCCCGGCAGCGUGCGGUGGAGGAACAUCAGGGUGCGAGUACUGCUAUGAGUGAUGGACAGGAGGGGGAUGAAUAUACCCCUUCGGUCGCCUUGCUUUUGUUGCAGACGGCAAGGGAGCGCGCCAUUAAGCUUGCGGUGUUUCUUCGUUUUCGUUUAGCUGCUGUCCGUGGACAGCAAUUGAACGAAGAGUGUGAGCUUCGCUUCUCGUAUUAUUUGUUACGCCGAGUCGUGCGUGCAUGGAGCACAUAUACGCUUGACUCUUUCUACAGAAGACGUCAGAUGAUCACUUACGUGGUGGGUCAUUGGAGUGCCGUUACUUGGCGUAACCGCCGAAUGAGAGAACACCUACAGAUCUUCCGUGAUGGUCUUUUAGUGCGCCGACAGGCCUUCAAUUUUAUUUUGUUGCGGAGGUUGCGACGAUACUUCGUGCAGUGGCUUCAACGGCUCGAAACGCGUCGGGUCAUACGCGAUCUAGAGGAGCGCGCCGCUGAUAUGCGCAAGAAGCACACAUUUGUGACUGUUGCAUAUCCCAAUGGGUGUCCAAGUGCUUUCGUUGUGAAAAACCGUGUGUUUGCUCACUGGAAAAACAAGACGGAGUACCGGUUGGAUGGCAAACUGGCGGAGUUAAUCUCCAAUAAAUCGUUGAUGAAACGGGCGUGGAGUAAUUUUGUUCGUCGAUACAAUGCGCUGGUGAACAUUGACUUGGGUGCCCCCUGCCUGCCAAGGGAACGACAGUUGUUGGUUGUGCACGUAGAGCCGCAGGUAGCAAGGCUCAUGUUACUCAAAAUUCAAUGUGCACGGCAAAUAGCGCGGGAAUGCCUGAAGCGAUUCGUCUUUUCGAAGUGGCGUUCCCUAUACGCCAGGAGGGUAGCCGAUAGUUUUUUUGUUUACCAACGACGCCUAGGUGCGAUGAAGAUGUGGUUGGAGGCGUUGAGACGCAGACGAUUGGAUACGUUUGUAAUGGUAGAGUGCUGGAGACAGUGGCGACACCGCUUCCUCUGCCGUGUGCGCUCCGUUCAUGCGGACUAUUGGCGGCGUUGCCGUUAUAUGCGGCGUCCGUUCGUGUUUUGGCGAUGUUCUGCAGCCGCAAUUCGUUUCCACCAUCUUCACAUAAGACGGUGGUGUAUGCAACACUGGUGGCAGCGGGUGGCGCGACGUGUUAUUCACUGGAGGAUGUGCGCCUCCACGGAGAGACGAAUAUUUAUGUUUUGGCGCAGCAAGGCGGCAGUUGUGAAGAGUAAUCGCAUGAUGUUGUGCGUUGCAGAUUCGCUCCGCGAGUUGGUGGUUUUGCUUGGUUGCUUUCGCCGCUGGCGCCAGCGUCAUGAGGAUAGCCGCCGUGUGCACCUUUCCGAAAGUAUUUUAUCUGAGCUUCGGCGAGAGAAACAACGAGCUUCUCUGUUCAACCGCUGGAAGCGUCUAACAUUUUGGCCGCGGCCUGCUGUUGGAUUCGGUGGCGAGUUGGUCGAUUGA
Molecule: messenger RNA, 2007 nt
Organism: Trypanosoma brucei brucei TREU927
Lineage: Eukaryota; Euglenozoa; Kinetoplastea; Trypanosomatida; Trypanosomatidae
Exons: 1
Coding region: 1-2007 (668 amino acids)
Source: RefSeq, a predicted model, not a curated record